Messenger RNA from Scylla paramamosain (green mud crab), 935 nucleotides. Its product is annotated as von Willebrand factor A domain-containing protein 5A-like. Lineage: Eukaryota; Metazoa; Arthropoda; Malacostraca; Decapoda; Portunidae. The coding region runs from base 327 to 692 and encodes 121 amino acids. The transcript is spliced from 4 exons. The record is from RefSeq and is a predicted model, not a curated record.
GUGUGUGUGUGUGUGUGUGUGUGUGUUUGUGUGUGUUGUAAUUCCUUCUCUACGUCCAUAAACCUUUUAGGUCUUGUUUUCUUUCUUCUGUCCAUGAAAAUAACAUCAGCUGAUCCAGCAUUGCAACCUAACCCAACUGAUGCCCUGACCUAUUGCAGCAUAACCUAACCUAACCCAUGCCCCAACCUAAUCUCCUGUCCAUGCCGCAGGUGAGCCAGGACGGAGGGUUCAGCUGCGACCACGGCUGGAGCAUGCUGGUGUACUACAGGAGUGCCUAACGGCCCCACCUGUUGCGGGAGACCGGUGAACGCUCUGCCACUGGGAUCAUGAAGGAUGACCUGCUCAUGCUGAACCUCUUCCCAGAGGUGCCCACCAACACCUACUCCAGCAGGAAUGAGAUUAUCUUUGUCAUCGACCGCUCAGGAAGCAUGCAUGGGGAAAAGAUAGAGAGUGCCCGGGCAACACUUCUUCUGUUCCUGAAGAGUCUGCCUCUGGGUUGCCUCUUCAACAUUGUCAGCUUCGGCUCAUCCUUCUCAGUGCUCUUCAAGAAGGGGAGUCGUGUGUACUCAGAGGCAACGCUGCGUGAGGCAUGCCAGCUGCAGGCCGCGAUGAAAGCCGACAUGGGGGGCACAGAAAUCCUGGCGCCACUCAAGGACAUCUAUGACAAGCCACCCAUACCUGGCUACUCAUGACAGAUUUAAGGUACAUGUCGCAUUCUUACUCACAGCAGCAGCGUGAUUUGUCCGAGAGGGAAAAACAAAGAAAAGAAAAUCUGAAAAAUGUUAAAAAUAUAUCUUUCAAGAGAAAGAAAAAUUAAAAACGUGAAAAUGUGAAUAAAAGUAAAAAAAUAAACAAGAAAAAUAAGAUAUUGUAAUACAAUUAUGUAUGUGUGUGAAAACCGUAACGUAAAAAAUAAAACAGAAAAAAGGAAAUAA